Messenger RNA from Onychostruthus taczanowskii (white-rumped snowfinch), 5865 nucleotides. RefSeq names its product NEDD4 binding protein 2 like 2 (gene N4BP2L2). Gene Ontology annotation, biological process: negative regulation of transcription by RNA polymerase II. Gene Ontology annotation, molecular function: transcription corepressor activity. The transcript is spliced from 12 exons. Gene Ontology annotation, cellular component: nucleus. Lineage: Eukaryota; Metazoa; Chordata; Aves; Passeriformes; Passeridae. The record is from RefSeq and is a predicted model, not a curated record. Bases 209 to 4324 code for a protein of 1371 amino acids.
GAGGCGGCGCCAUUUUGGGCGUGGGGAGUCGGAGGCGCUGCCUCUCCCGCCGCCGGCAGCCGCGGCCUUGAGGUUCGUGUCCUCCCCGGCGUGUGGCUGAGGUGGUUGCUGCUCGGCCGGGCCGCGAAGGGAAGCCGCUUCUCCUCCGCCGCCAGCGCUGCUACCACCGACCUGUGCCACCACCGGGCCGGGAAGGGGCGGCGUGGGGAUGGCGGUGUCAGCACGUAGGAGCCGGCGGCUGCUGAGAAAUUACACAGACUCGGACUUGCUCCAUUCAAGUGAGAAUGUCAGAGAGACUGCGUUUUCCUUGAGCGUACUUGCUCUGUCCUCACCAAGGACACGGGCGGAUAUGCUUUUGCGUGCAGCUUCACUCUCUCCAAGGUUAGUGAGGAUGCUUCAUGCUGAAAAUACAGUAAGGUUCUUGGAGUGUCAGGACGAAAUCGGAAUUGAGCCGUGUUCUAAAAGAAUGAAGUCAACAGAAGGGGCUUGUGAGAAACUCCCUGAUGAUGAUGAUGAUGAUAACAAAGGUUAUCAGAAGAAAGUGGAUGUUGAGAGAAAAUCAAAUGAUUGGAUACCUGCGUGUGCCUUGGAUAACCAAGGGCAAUGUGAAAUGCAGAAGCAAGAGAAAACACCUACAGGUGUCUUGGGAUCCUUGAAUGAAGUUCUCCCUGAAAAUAAUCCAGUGCUUAGUCAGCCAGUUGAUUCAGAAACUGUGCAGAAUAUAAAUCCUCCUUUUACAUCAAUUAAAUACUCUAAAGUUGAAGAACAGAAGGACCCUUUUAUUACAAAUAAUGCUGAUGAAGAUAGUAUUGAAAAAAGCAGUGCAUCAUUCUCAGUAAAUAGAAAUCAAUCAGAUGAAGACUUUUUUACAAGCAAAGAUUUUAUAGGACCUAUUUACAAGCCUGCCGAAAGUAACAAGCAGGACAAAUCUGGCAGUUGUGAUGAAUGUAGGAGCACUGGAGGAGAUGAGAGUGAAUUAUGUGAAAAGAGAUGUAAAAGAAAGGAGGCGAAGAUGCAGGCUGCUUCUGCCACUGUACCAGAAAUGGAUGAUCAGCUGGAUCAGUUCUAUAAAGAAAUUCACCAGCUGGAAAAUGAAAAUUUAGAUACUAAUGUUCAGGAAAAAGAAACUGAAAUUUCUGAGGAACAGCACUCUCCGUUUAACUCUAGUCAGGGCUCUCAAGAAAAUUAUCAACCUGUACUUUUGGGCAGUCCACACCCAUUUUAUGAGAAUGGACAGUCUUCUUUGGGGGAACACAACAGUCAGAAAACAAACAAUGAGCAGCAGUUAGUUGUGGAAACAGGUGGCUGGAAAACUGAAAAUACUUUUAAUGGCCAAGUAGAUACAUGGAACUGUUCAGUGCCUGAAUUCAGACCUGCUUGGCAGACUAGAGCAUCUUUCAAAAAACCUCAGGGACCUUUUUCUCCUAGAUUCAGCCAUCAAUCCCAUUUUCAGAUAUUUGAUCCCCCACCACAAAUCCCAAAUGUUCCCCCUUCUCAGAAUGGGGGAUUUCCGUAUGAAAGUUACCAUGGAAAUACUGAUAUCAACAGUCAUGGUCCAUUUCUUGAUCAAAAUACCAACUAUUCUGGUCAUACUGACAUCCAUACUGCUCAGGUCUUCAGGAAUGGGAAUAAUGAUCAGAAUGGACUCCAAAGUAAUGGUUUCUGUGAAACCAGAGAAGAGUGUUGGAAUGAUCCAAAAGCUGGCAGUACAGAAGGAAUGCACAACUUUUCUUCGUUGCAGUUAUCUGAAGAAAAAUUCAGUUGUUCACAGAAAUUGCUUCUAAUCUUAAGAGGCCUACCAGGUUCAGGGAAAUCCACACUUUCUCGUGUUCUGCUUGGUCAGAGUUGUGAUGGUGUUGUGCUCAGCACCGAUGAUUAUUUUCGUCAGCAGUAUGGAUACACCUAUAACGCUGCUCAGCUUGGUGACGCCCAUGAGUGGAACCAGAAGAGAGCAAAGCAAGCAAUGGAGCAGGGAAAAUCUCCAGUUAUAAUAGACAACACUAAUACUCAAGCCUGGGAAAUGAAGCCUUAUGUGGAAGUGGCUCUGGAAAAAGGAUACAGAGUGGAAUUCCAUGAGCCAGAUACUUGGUGGAAGUUUGAUCCUGAAGAACUAGAAAAGAGGAAUAAGCAUGGAGUCACUCGUGAGAAGAUUGCUCAGAUGUUGGAACGAUACGAAUAUCAAAUAUCCAUCCCUAUUGUCAUGAAUUCAGUGGUACCUCCCCACAAAAACACUCAAAGACCACCUCUGCAGAGAAGACAUAGGGAGACAAUUUUAAGCAAGAACCCUGGAUACCUGUUAAUAAAAGCAAAGCAGAAGAAAAAGAGAAAAAGAAACAAAACAAUGAAAAGUAAUCGUACAGAAAUGACAAAGAAAAUGUUAUGUGGAGUAGCUCAUCAUUCAAUUCUAGGUGACCAUGAUGGAUCUGAAAGUGAAGAGGAUGACUUGGAAGAAGGAAACAAAAAAUCAUUGUGUACAUUCAGCAAAGGCCCAGAGGAUCCAGUAACAGUUUGUGAAGAGCAGCCUAAGAGUAGUGAUGAAAGCCUAAAAGAAGCUGCAGGGGGUUCAAGAGAGAGUUUUCUGGUCACUGUGCCUGAGGUCUCAGUGAUGUCAAAUAGUGCAUGCAAAAAUGAAUUGCCUGUAGAAGGUGACAGUUUGCUUUCAAGAGAUGUAAAACCUUUUUGUGCUGAAAACCUAACCAAAAAAGCCUUAGAUGACAAGGAAGCAAAGCAAAGGCACAAAGACAAUCUCUGCAGUUUCCUAACAAUAAGCAAUUAUAAAAAUUCCAUCCAAGAAACAGAAGGCAUUUCUGAAGACUAUGAUAUGUCAUUGUUAAGUACAGAAAACAAACUGGGAUCAUGUCAAAUUACAUGUGAACCUGACGAGGAAGCCAAGCUGGUAAGUUUAAACAGUGAAGAAAAAGAAAUCUCUCAGUAUUGCAGUUCAAGUGUACUUGAUAAUGUGCCUGAUAACACAGAGGGCAAAUGUCCAUUAAAAGCGGAAGAAACUAGCUCCAAUGCCUGGGCUUUUUUUUCAAUUAAUUUAUCUGCUGAGGAGUUGCAGAUAGGCUUCAAUACUCCAGUUUCUCUCUCUCCUUGCUCUGAGGAUAAAUGUGUAAGUGAACAAAGAUCUCAAAAAUUGAGGAAACCUGAACAGACUCAUACAAACAGUUCAGCAGAACGAAACUGCUAUCAGUCAAAUGAGGGAUUGGUAAAGGAAAACCAUAAUGAAACAGAAACAGAGGAAGCUGGCAAUAUAAUAAGCAAUGAUCUGUCUGGAUCUCUAACUGGUAAAGUGCACUUUGAUUCCCUAGUGGAAGCCAGGGCUGCCUUCAUGCCGGGUUCAAGUGAAGUAAAUGUGCCAAUAAAUGAUGCUACACCAACUGCACUGAAGAGGAAGAGAUACAGGAGAAUUGUCAACUUAGCACCAAAGUUUAACCUACCUAGACAGAUCUUUGGUCAUACACAGGAAGGGAAGGACAUCCUGGUAAGAGAAGAUAUUCCCCAAAAUAGUGUUUUAGAAGUGAGGCAAAAAUACUUUCUAAGCAAGAACUGUGGAGAAGCACAUGAACAGGAGGACCAUGCAUUGCAGGAAUAUUCCUCACCCACUCCGGAUGCAGAUGCUCUGUUACAUAAUACUUAUUACAUUCAUUCAGAACAAUGUUCUCCUAUAUCAAAAUACGCCUGCAGGGUUUGUGUAGAUUCCAAAACAAAGGAGGAGCAAGCUACAACACUUCAGCCACAACAGGUAGUUAAUAAAAAACAGGACAAGGGUGAACAUGUUUCUUCAGAGGUUACAAAUGGCCAACCAGAUAACUUGUCUUCUGUUGAAGUUGUUUCUGAAUAUCUAGAAGAUUCUACUACAAUGGCAAGCUGCAGUGAAAAUGCAAAUGAAGCAGACAACUCUGAGCCAGCAAAGGCAUCGCAGCUUGAAGAUUAUCAAGACGCAGAUGUGAAGUGCAGUUUUCUGGGACUUCCCUUAUCUUUGGGACUUGCUUUUCAACUUGUGCAGCUCUUUGGUUCUCCAGGUCUUCCAUUGGAAUCCUUGUUGCCAGAUGAUUAUAUAGUUCCCCUUGACUGGAAAGUUUCAAAGAUGAUCUAUUUACUGUGGAAGACCUCUGUAGAGGAAAAACAGAAACCAAAUGGAUUGAAGAAUGAAGAUGGCUUGACUGAUGAUAUCAUUAAUCUUGAAGAUCUAAAUAAAAAUCCCCAAGAGAAUCAAGACUCUUCUGAAACACUAUCAGACAUGGAGCUAUGUCAAGAUGUGACAGAGGAGAACAUUAUAACCUGCAGUGACUGUCUGGAUGCUGCAUUUCAUCAGUCAUGAAUGACUGUCUUAAAUUCUGCAUGAACAAACAGAAACUUCUUGCUUUAAUUCCACCAUGGAAGGACUUCAGUUGGCCACCAAGGAAUUUAAAUGUGAGGGACAACCUGGAAGAAAGAAACCACAGUAGAUCUUUUGGUAUACAUCUUUGGCCACCUCCCUCCAACACUGCCCCCCAGUCUGACCACGUAAUAAUGAUCAAAAUUGAGAUAACUUUGCAUAUGACAAAAGGUCAUUUUCUGAAGCCAUUUUGGAUUUACACUUUGUCUGUACAUCCUCGAGUGUGCUAUAAAGAGAUUCAGAGUGGAGACCAGAGGCAUCUGUCACUAUGGGGUGUGAACUUCAGGCUGUGGUAUUUCAUUCACUCGUAUCAGGAUCCAGGAUAUUGCCACAGAAGCAGGCCAUGAUGCUCACAUGCAGGGAAUGGUGCUUGUUACUUGUCUUACCUGCCUCCUUCUACCUUCAUCCUCAAUCAUAAUUUCAUCCAGUCCCUUUACAACCUCAGAUGGUAAAUAUCUUCAUCUGUCAUUCCUAUUCACUCAAACAGGGGUGCACAUCUUCCAUUCUUUUCUCCUGAAACAGGCUUUAGGCUUCCCUUCAGCUAAACUCGUUUGGGGAUUUGGGACUGCAGAAACAAGAACAUUUCACUGUGGAAUUGAUUCAAACAUGCUGAAGGAAGGGUGUGUAUGGUUUGUGGUAGACUGAGAAGAUGUAUAACUAGCACUGGUAACCACUGAUUUGGUGUUUCUGUUAGUGGUGUUGGAAAUAUUUAUGUAUGUAGAGAAAAAUAAACCAUAACUAAUUAUAAAGAACAACCUCUGUCAAUUAUGAGGCAUGCAUAAGGCUGGACACUUCUUUGUAGGAAGACGGAGUGACAGCUGUCACCUCAUUUAACAAUAGAAGUGUAAGAAAAGAUGAAGGAGAAGAAGGAAACUUGGUUGUGUCUACUUGUCAGAAAUAAUAUUUCCCACUUGUGCAGCUUGCAGAUCCAGCCAUUUAUUCUCCAUUUGUUCUUUGAUCUCCUCUUCCUCACCUUUCCCUGCAUUUGUUUAUACAUCAGCUGAACAGCAAGGACUUGACUGAACUCGUGCUCAAGCUCCACCAUGGUCAAAUUUGCUGAUGUGUCUCCACUUUCUACUUAAAUAUUGCAUCUACAUGAAAGCAGUUAACAAUGUAUGUAUUUCUAAAUUAAUGUUGUACCACUGGCAAAAUUUUCUGGCUGCACUGUUUGAAUGCAUCUCCCAUGGACAUGUGUGUGUCUUCCUUGGCUGGAAAUGUCCUGCUCUCCUACCAGCAGAACAUUAUACAAAAUGUAAAGGGCAGGAGGAGGGAGUUCAUACCCCCCACAACCACAGCUUCAGACUUCUGUGUUGUACUAGUGGCAGCAGACAAGUUAGUUUGAUUUCAGGAAAAUGUCACUCAAGGAGUAAGACACUCAAGUGUCUUCCUACUUCUAUUUAUUGAGUGAGAAGUCUGAAUGCCUCUAUUUUCUGUUACUGAACCCUGGCCUUCUAGAAUGCUUGAAAUAAAAAUAGUUUUCAAAA